AUGCAUCCAACGAUUCUCAGAGUAUCCGACGAUACCCUCCCUUCUACAGUCAAGCAGUUCAACGCGACCGCCACCUCUUCAGCGAAGACUCCUGUAGGCGUCUUCAUCGGAGGCACCUCUGGCAUCGGGCGCCGUAUGGCCGCUGCCUUCGCCCGCCACAUGGAGGGAAACGCUCGCCUAAUCAUCAUUGGUCGCAACAAGGCUGCCGCCGACGAGCUCAUCGCCUCCCUUCCGUCCCCGGCGAACACGCUCUCCGAGUUCCUCCCCUGCGACUGCAGCCUCAUGCGCAACAUUGACGCCGCGUGCGAGCAGCUCGCGAAGCGCAAUCUGGAGAUCAUCAACUACCUGGUGCUCUCCAUCGGUGCGGUCGAGACGCUCUCGCACGAGAAGACGGCGGAGGGGCUUGACAAGAAUUGA
Messenger RNA from Schizophyllum commune H4-8, 417 nucleotides. RefSeq lists its product as uncharacterized. Lineage: Eukaryota; Fungi; Basidiomycota; Agaricomycetes; Agaricales; Schizophyllaceae. The transcript has a single exon. The record is from RefSeq and is a predicted model, not a curated record. Gene Ontology annotation, biological process: secondary metabolic process. Bases 1 to 417 code for a protein of 138 amino acids.